This is a messenger RNA of Helianthus annuus (common sunflower), 3529 nucleotides long. Its product is annotated as protein ARABIDILLO 1. Bases 629 to 3364 code for a protein of 911 amino acids. The record is from RefSeq and is a predicted model, not a curated record. Gene Ontology annotation, molecular function: protein binding. Lineage: Eukaryota; Viridiplantae; Streptophyta; Magnoliopsida; Asterales; Asteraceae. The transcript is spliced from 12 exons.
UCUCUCUCUCUACAUCCUAUGCACCGCUCUCUUUCUCUCUCUAAAAAACACACCAUUUUUAACUUCUUUAAAUCUUGAAUUUGAUCAAAAUGCAUUUCAUUUCUUGAUCGGCGUUGCAGAUCAAAGUUUUUGAUGCAAAAAGAUUCGAUUUCUUGAUCAGGUUUGCGAAAUUCACCACCUUUAUGUUUCAUGUUGUUACAAUUUCAUGCGGGGUGCUUUUGAUGCUUCAUAUCAGCUUAAAGUUUUGAGCUUUUGUGAAAUUCACCAACUUUUUGUUUCAUGUUAUUGUAAUUUCAUGUGGGGUGCUUUUGAUGCUUUAGAUGGUGUGAAAUCGAUCAGCUUAAAGUUUUGAGCUUUUGCGAAAUUCACCAACUUUAUGUUUCAUGUUAUUGAAAUUUCAUGUGGGGUGCUUUUGAUGUUUCGUAUGGUGUGAAAUCUUAAAGUUUUUGAGCUUUUGUUGUUGUGUACAUGUGUUAGUUCAAUUGUAGGGUUCUUGAGGUUAAAGAUUGAUCAAUGGUCAUAAUUGGGUACCCUUGUGUGUUGUGAAUUGGUGUUAAGAUUUUGAUCGAGGUCUAGUUUUGGGUGUUUUCUGUGAUCUUUGUUCAAGUUUAGAGUGUGUGUUUAUAAGAUGACUCGUAGUGUUAGACAAAAGUGUGAGAAAGAAACCCGAGAGUCGGAUUUAUCUGAUGAACCGGAAAUGGAGAAUCUAGAGUGUUUGAAACUGGAUGAUGAUGGCAUUGUUGAUUGGACUCGAUUGCCUGAUGAUGCUGUGAUUGAUGUUUUUACUCGUUUGAGUUAUCGUGAUCGAGCUAAUAUGUCAUCAGCUUGCAAAAGCUGGAGAUCUGUUGGAUCUUCAUCGUGUUUAUGGCGAUCGUUAGAUCUUCGCGCUCAUAGAUGUGAGGGGGAAUUAAUGGAGUGUCUAGCUUCUCGAUGCUCAAAUCUCCAAAAACUUCGGUUUCGUGGGUCUGCUAAUACUGAUUCGCUAGUCAGCAUUCGAGCUAACAAUUUGAAAGAGUUAAGUGGCGAUUUCUGUAAGGUACUAAGUGAUUCAACGCUUACGUUAAUUGUAACCUAUUACAAACUUCUUGAAAGUAUCCAACUCGGGCCCGAUAACUGUGAAAUGAUAACAAGCGACGGGUUAUAUUCAAUAGCCAUUUACUGCCCUAACCUAAAAAAGCUUAGGCUUUCCGGAAUCUCAGAUGUCAGUUAUCAGGCCAUAAGGGCUUUAGCUGAUCGUUGCCCCAAUCUUCACGAUAUUGGGUUUAUCGAUUGUCUAAAUAUCAGUACGGCGUCAUUAGCCAAUGUCGUGCAACUUCGGUUUCUAUCUGUUGCGGGGACCACAGAUAUAGACUGGGAUUCAGCUGGUGAAAACUGGACCAACCUUCCGUAUUUAGAAGGUUUAGACGUUUCUAGAACUGAUGUGGAUCCCGAGAACUUUACGAGGUUAGUUGAGUCGAUAGAUAGUUUGAAAGUUGUGUGCACGUUUAAUUGUCCGGUGUUAGAGGAAGACCCCGCUGUUUAUAAAUCUCAUGGUAAAAUGAUGCUUGGGUUCUCUAACGACACUUUUAAAGUACUAUCGUCUAUGUUUCCUGACACAAAGAGCGAGCAGGCUGUUUUCUCCGAUUGGAGAAGUGGGUCGAAUAAAAACGAUGCGAAUUUGGAUAUUCUUAUGAUGUGGGUUGAAUGGAUUCUUUCACAUGCACUUUUAUGUAUAGCUGAGGCUAACCUAACCGGGCUUGAUCAGUUUUGGCUCGAUCAAGGAGCAGAUCUUUUGCUCACUUUAUUGCAGAGUUCUCAAGCUGAUGUCCAAGAAUGGGCAGCCACUGGGCUUGCAACUUUCGCUGUAGUCAAUGACAUAAGUAUAAAGGUUGAUGCAGGACGAGUUAAGGCUGUCAGGAAAGGUGGCGGUGUUCAGCUUCUUUUACGUCUUGCAAGAUCUUUGAACGAAGGGCUUCAACUAGAAGCAACAAAGGCGAUUUCAAAUCUUUCGACGAAUCCAGCUUUUGCAAGAUCUGUGGCUGGAGAGGGUGGCAUAACCGUUCUUGCAAGCUUAGCAAAAUCUACGAACCGAUUCGUGGCUGAAGAGGCCGCUGGAGGGCUUUGGAAUCUUUCUGCUGGGGACAAGCAUAUGGGAGCUAUUUUUGACGCUGGUGCCAUAAAAUCUUUAGUCGACUUGAUCAUUAAAUGGCCUAGAGGUGGUCAUAGAGUUCUGGAACGAGCGGCAGGUGCGCUUGCCAAUUUGGCGGCCGAUGAGAAGUAUAGCAUGGAAGUUGCAGCAGUUGGUGGUAUUAGUGCGGUAGUAACUCUCGCUUGUACAUGCAAGCAUAGAGGUGUGCAAGAGCAGGCGACUCGCGCGUUGGCUAAUUUAACGGGCCAUGGUGAUAGCAACACUAACAUUGUUAUGGCCGGACAAGAAGAUAGAGUUAUUGAUGUACUCAUUCUUCUUAUUCGUUCUCAACAUGAUGCUGUCAGGCAAGAAGCAGCUACAGCAUUGUGGCAUUUAUCGGGUGAUGCCAGAAACCGAGAACGGAUUGCGUUAGCUGGCGGUGUUGUAGCCUUGGUGGCUCUUGCACAAUCGUGUGUAUACGCCUCUCCGCGUCUUCAGGAGGGAGCAGCUGGUGCUCUAUGGGCACUUUCGGUUUCAGAAGCCAAUAGCAUCGCAAUUGGACGAGAGGGUGGCAUAACAGCGCUGAUAGCGCUCGCACAAUCUCCAUCAGAAAAUGUCCACGAGAUUGCUGCUGGGGCCCUUUCGAGUCUAGUAUUCAACCCGGAAAAUGCAUUGCGACUAGUGGAAGAUGGGGGCAUUUCUGUCUUGAUUAGUCGUUUAUCAUCAAUUUCAAAAUUGGCUCGUUUCAUGGCCGCUAUAGCUCUGGCAUACAUAUACGAUGGCAGAAAGGAUGAACUUGCUCCGGUAGGGAGUUCCACCAAUGGCAGAUCAAAUAGGAUUAUCUUAUGUACAGCCAUGACACAAAUUCAAAAAUCUCUGUUGAGUUUUGCUCACCCACUCAUGUCUUGUUCUACCGCAUUAUCAGCGACUCCUGCAGUGGUGGCCCAAGUAACCGAAUUUGCCCGUAUUCCAGAAGUAGGUCAAUUGCGAUGCAGCCAAGCCGAAAUUGGAAGGUUUGUAUCCAUGUUGCGUCAUCAGUACCGGCAGCUCAAAUUAUGUGCCGCAUUUGCUCUUCUUCAGUUUACUGCUCCGGGUGGGCAGCAUGCACUCCACCAUGUGAACCUGUUACAAGCUUCGGGCGCCGCACGUGUUCUUAGGGUCACAGCCGCUGCAAAAUCGGCUCCACUCGAAACAAGGGUAUUUGCGAAGUGUGUGCUCAGGAACAUGGAAUACCUACAGACAGAUACUUCGACAUAGAAACGUAGCAGGUGAAGAAGUUAGAAAGUGUGAAAGUCAACAGUUAUAGACCAUAUUCUCUUUCUUUCCAUACAAAUUCGGGAGCAUAACUCAGUGGGUCAAAGUCUUGUUUGUUUAGAGUCUUGUCUGUACUUCAAAGUCUUCAUCUUUUCUCUUUUUCUUAAA